AAGGAGACAUGGGAGUGAGUGGAGAGAAAGGAGAGAAAGGAGGAAGAGGAGAGAGAGGAGUAAGUGGACUGCAAGGAAGUUUGGGUCCUCGAGGAGAAAAAGGAGAAGAAGGAGACAAAGGUGAACGAGGAUAUCCUGGUUUUAAAGGAGGGAAGGGUGGAAAGGGGGAGAUUGGGUUACAAGGAGGAAAAGGAAUGAAAGGAAUAAAAGGGGAUGAGCAGGAUUUACAUCAAUUGUUUGGUUUACCCAGUCAAUGUUUACCAUGGAAUCAUCGUGUUUUAAAUGAAACUUGGAGACAAACAUCUGAGCAUUAUUCUAAGACAACUCUUCACUGUGAUUAUACAGGUCAUCGAACCAAUCAACAUGGUUUCACACCAGGCUGGCAUUCAUUCAGUCCUACAAUAGGUGGAGCUAUGCCAGAGAAGUGCACAUCUGGUUACUACUGUGGGACUCAUGGAUCAGGAUGGUUAAAAGGAUCUCACCCAAAUACUAGUGUUGAAGUGAUCAACUGUGGACAGUAUUACAUAUACAACUUACCUAACACUCCAGUUUGCCAUUACGCUUACUGUGCUCGAGGACAGUGAAGAACAAGUUUCCUUUAUCAAAACCAUCACAUGUACUUAUCUUUCCAUUUUUGUGUGUAUCUAUGCUUCUCUGACUAGACAAGUGUCUGCUAAGAAUGAUUGUUGUAACAGCUGCUUGUUGUGUAGGAUUGCUGCAUACAGUAUGAUGUGCUGCUAGAUGGAAAUUUUGUUCUAAACAUACACAGUUUGUGAGCAGAAA
Corticium candelabrum is the source of this 783-nucleotide messenger RNA. Its product is annotated as collagen alpha-1(IX) chain-like. NCBI's taxonomy places the organism in Eukaryota, Metazoa, Porifera, Homoscleromorpha, Homosclerophorida, Plakinidae. The coding region runs from base 9 to 584 and encodes 191 amino acids. The transcript is spliced from 2 exons. The record is from RefSeq and is a predicted model, not a curated record.